AGCACCGCUGCCACUGACCCUGGAUUCAUCCCGCGUUUGUGAUCUGAACCAGGAUGGAAGGCAGUUUUUGCCUCUUAUUUCCAACCUGUUUGCUUCUUCUGAAUCUACUCUCAGGAGGCACAUGUUCAGAGGCAGAGCACAAGCUCUUCUCCGUCAUAUUCUCCAACUACAACCAGUACAUCCGCCCGGUGCAGAACGUGUCCGACCCCGUCAUCGUGCAGUUCGAGGUGUCCAUGUCACAGCUGGUCAAAGUGGAUGAAGUCAAUCAGAUCAUGGAGACCAAUCUGUGGCUGAGACACAUCUGGAAUGAUUACAAGCUCAAAUGGAAUCCGAAAGACUUUGGAGGCGUGGAGUUUAUCCGAGUGCCGUCCAGCAGGAUCUGGAAACCCGAUAUUGUGCUGUACAACAAUGCCGUUGGCGACUUCCAGGUCGAUGACAAAACCAAGGCUCUGCUCCGCUAUAAUGGCGACGUCACCUGGAUCCCGCCGGCCAUAUUUAAGAGCUCCUGCAAGAUCGACGUCACGUACUUCCCCUUUGACUACCAAAACUGCACCAUGAAGUUUGGCUCCUGGACGUACGAUAAGGCCAAGAUCGACCUGGUCCUGAUCGGCUCCACCAUCAACCUCAAGGACUUCUGGGAGACUGGCGAGUGGAUCAUCAUCGACGCGCCGGGAUACAAACACGACAUCAAGUACAACUGCUGCGAGGAGAUCUACACAGACAUCACCUACUCUCUGUACAUCCGCCGCCUGCCUCUGUUUUACACCAUCAACAUGAUCAUCCCCUGCCUCCUCAUCUCUUUCCUCACGGUGCUUGUCUUCUAUUUGCCGUCUGACUGCGGCGAGAAAGUCACGCUGUGCAUUUCUGUGCUGCUGUCAUUGACCGUCUUCCUUCUCGUCAUCACAGAGACCAUCCCCUCCACCUCGCUGGUCAUCCCCUUGAUCGGCGAGUACCUCCUCUUCACCAUGAUUUUUGUCACGCUGUCUAUCGUCAUCACUGUCUUUGUGUUGAACGUCCACUACCGCACGCCAAAGACGCACACCAUGCCCUGCUGGGUGCGGAGCGUGUUCUUGGGGCUGCUCCCCAGGGUGAUGUUCAUGACCCGGCCGGAGAGGGACCCGGAGAAGGUGGCGGCGGCCGGCGGCGUUCAGGCGGCGCAUCCCAGGUGCGCCGUUCAUUCGACGGCCACGCUGCAGAAGCAGUACCGGCCUCAGGCCCUGGCCUCCAGCGUCGUCUCCACCCUGACCAGCCGGCAGCGGCUUUUCAACAACACAGAGCUCUCCAAUCUGAACAACUUGAGCGGGGACUCCAGCAAAUGUGCCAGUUCGGGGUUCCUGUGCUGUGAGGGCCGCUGCAACUGCUGCUGGCAGAAGAGAUCCACCAAACUGCCCGCAGACUCGGGGGGAGGCGGUGGGGGUCUGGGCAGCCUGGGAGCCCUGACUGGAGGCAAUGCUGCAGGCGGGGCUGGAGGGGGGAGUCACUGCUCCAGCUCCGAGUCUCUGGAUGGGGGAGUUCUGUCCAUUCUGCCGCUCUCCCCUGAGGUCCGAGAAGCCAUUGAGAGUGUUAAAUAUAUCGCAGAGAACAUGAGACUGCAGAACGAAGCAAAAGAGGUGCAGGAUGACUGGAAGUAUGUUGCCAUGGUCAUCGACCGUAUCUUCCUGUGGGUUUUUGUUCUGGUGUGUAUCCUGGGAACAGCUGGCCUCUUUCUCCAGCCUCUAUUGCUCGGGGAGGAUAUUUAAUUCAGUUUGAAAAAAGAAAAAAAAAAACCCCACAAUACUGCAGUCUGUUCAACAGCAUUUGUAAAAUACAAGAAUCUGUUCAUGGUUUAGAGAGUGGAAAUGUAAAACGGAUCCACAUUCAGGGAGAAAAGAAGAUGUGGUUCAAAGGUGA
Molecule: messenger RNA, 1890 nt
Organism: Salarias fasciatus (jewelled blenny)
Lineage: Eukaryota; Metazoa; Chordata; Actinopteri; Blenniiformes; Blenniidae
Gene: chrna3
Product: cholinergic receptor, nicotinic, alpha 3
Exons: 6
Coding region: 54-1739 (561 amino acids)
Biological process (GO): monoatomic ion transmembrane transport
Cellular component (GO): postsynaptic membrane
Molecular function (GO): acetylcholine-gated monoatomic cation-selective channel activity; transmembrane signaling receptor activity
Source: RefSeq, a predicted model, not a curated record